This is a messenger RNA of Sinocyclocheilus grahami, 367 nucleotides long. RefSeq names its product transmembrane and coiled-coil domain-containing protein 3-like. Gene Ontology annotation, molecular function: potassium:proton antiporter activity. Gene Ontology annotation, cellular component: membrane. Gene Ontology annotation, biological process: proton transmembrane transport; potassium ion transmembrane transport. The annotation marks the transcript as partial. NCBI's taxonomy places the organism in Eukaryota, Metazoa, Chordata, Actinopteri, Cypriniformes, Cyprinidae. The record is from RefSeq and is a predicted model, not a curated record. The transcript has 2 exons.
UGUGCUGAUGGGAGCGCUGCAUGUGCUGGUUCUGCUGGCCUGGGUUCUGGUGUCUCUGGUGGCUGUGCUGCUGAUGUGUUGGCUGGUGCGCUCUCAUCUGGUUGGUCCGUUCUACAGGAAGCUGCAUACUGAGAGCAAAGGAAACAAGGAAAUACUAGUGCUGGGCACCAGUGCAUUUGUGUUCCUGAUGCUGACGGUGACAGAAUUCAUGGACGUGUCGAUGGAGUUGGGCUGCUUCCUGGCAGGAGCGCUGCUCUCCUCACAAGGUCACAUGGUCACCACUGAGGUCAUGAGCUGUGCUGAACCAAUCAGAGACUUCCUGGCUAUCAUCUUCUUUGCAUCUAUUGGUGAGCUGAUGGUCCUGUAG